AUGAUCUCGUCUAGAAAAAAUAUUUCUACAAUACCAGCUAAAGGUUGGGCUGCUUAUGAUCCUGUAGGAUCGUUCAGUUUAUUUGAAUUUGAACGACGUUCAUUAAACGACAGCGAUGUUCUAAUUCGUAUUUAUUUCUGUGGUAUAUGCCAUACUGAUAUUCACGAGGCACAAAAUGAUUGGAACGUAGCAAAAUAUCCAAUGGUGCCUGGUCAUGAAAUAACCGGUAUUGUUGAACAAGUUGGUUCAGAUGUAAAGCGUUUUCAAAUUGGAGAUCCAGUUGGUGUCGGAUGCUUAGUUGAUUCGUGUCGCACGUGUUUGCCAUGUCAAACGAAUCUUGAGCAACACUGUACUGCUGGUGCGACCUAUACGUACAAUGGUAUUGAAAUGGAUCGAAAGAUACCUACUUAUGGAGGAUACUCGAAUCUGAUCGUAGUAACAGAACAUUUCGUCUGCCUAAUUCCAAAGAACUUACCUUUAGACGGGGCUGCUCCAUUACUUUGUGCUGGUACUACAACUUAUUCAGCAUUACGUCGAUACAAUGUCAUCAAAGAUACGCAUAUUGGGAUAAUUGGACUUGGGGGUCUUGGGCAUAUAGCAUUGAAAUUGGCUGUUGCUAUGGGUGCGCAUGUAACCGUCAUUGCUUUGUCAGAAUCACAACGAAAUGAUGCAAUUAGACUUGGAGCCAAAGGAUUCAUUGUGUCAAAUGAUCAAGAAACAUUAAAGAAAGCUGAAGGAACACUCAAUUUUAUUAUUGACACAGUACCAGUACCACAUAAUGUUUCUGCUCUGCUUCAAUUACUGGCAUUUGAAGGAGUAUUUUGCAUGAUUGGUAUAUCGUCGAAACCAAUUGAAAUUGCUCCCCUUGACUUAGUUAUGAAACGUCUAACAAUCUGGGGAUCUCUUAUCAGCGGAAUGAGAGAAACGCAAGAAAUGUUGAAUUUCUGUGGUCAAAAUGAAAUAACAUGUGAUAUUGAACUGAUUGAAGCGACACCAAAUAUGAUUAAAACAGCUUUUGAGCGAAUACUCAAAGGUGAUGUCAAAUAUCGUUUUGUACUUGACAUGAAAAAUGCAUUUAAAUGA
This is a messenger RNA of Rotaria socialis, 1083 nucleotides long. Lineage: Eukaryota; Metazoa; Rotifera; Eurotatoria; Philodinida; Philodinidae. The record is from the annotation of a GenBank genome assembly.